Messenger RNA from Haplochromis burtoni (Burton's mouthbrooder), 3584 nucleotides. RefSeq names its product NCK adaptor protein 2a (gene nck2a). Gene Ontology annotation, molecular function: protein binding. Gene Ontology annotation, biological process: negative regulation of endoplasmic reticulum stress-induced eIF2 alpha phosphorylation; negative regulation of PERK-mediated unfolded protein response; positive regulation of translation in response to endoplasmic reticulum stress. The transcript has 4 exons. The coding region runs from base 303 to 1499 and encodes 398 amino acids. The record is from RefSeq and is a predicted model, not a curated record. NCBI's taxonomy places the organism in Eukaryota, Metazoa, Chordata, Actinopteri, Cichliformes, Cichlidae.
GCGGAAGUUGGCAGCCCCGUAGACUGAGCUUGAAACGAGUGCUUGAGGUGGAGGCAGUCAGCCUGCGACGGAAAAAAACAAGCUAUAAUAGGUCGGACACUUCAUGCUCGGUUCUUGUUUUAAAAGAAAGAAAAAUAGAGAAACCGGUGGUUAUGUGGAUGUAGGAGGUUAUUUUCGCGGCUUUCGCGCGGGCUCCCUAACUUACAAUUUGAUUGGCGGGUUCUGGUUCGGGGUUUGUUGUUGAGCGUGUCGCUGUUUGCCCAUUCUCACUGGAGUGAACACUAAGGAGGACUCCAUGAAAGAUGACAGAGGAGGUGAUUGUUGUAGCCAAGUGGGACUACACGGCCCAGCAGGACCAGGAACUUGACAUCCGUAAAAAUGAGCGUCUCUUCCUCCUGGACGACUCGAAGACCUGGUGGCGUGUCCGCAACGCCUCCAAUCAAACGGGAUAUGUGCCAUCAAACUACGUCGAGCGCAAGAACAGCCUGAAGAAAGGUUCACUUGUGAAGAACAUCAAAGACACUCUGGGUUUAGGAAAAACUAAGAGGAAGACGAGUGCCCGAGAUGCUUCCCCAACACCAAGCUCAGACACAGAGUACCCCUCCAAUGGCAGUGGGGGUGGAGGAGUUGGGGUAGGAGCACCAGAGAGAAUCUAUGACCUCAAUAUCCCUGCUACAGUUAAGUUUGCCUACACAGCAGAGAGGGAUGAUGAGCUGACCCUGGUGAAAGGCUCCAGAGUGAUCGUGAUGGAGAAGUGCAGUGACGGCUGGUGGCGGGGCAAUCAGGCGGGGCGGGUAGGCUGGUUUCCCUCCAAUUACGUCCAAGAGGAGCUCGGAGGGUCAGAUGAUAGAGGGGAGGGCGAUUCCUCGCGGGGAUACCUCGAAGCUUCUCAAGGAACUUUGUUGGCAAACGGGCGCACAGGUGGCCGUGGGGGAGUUCUUCACCUGGUUCAGACUCUCUACCCCUUCAACUCUGUGACAGAGGAGGAGCUAAACUUUGAGAAGGGAGAAGUCAUGGAAGUGGUGGAGAAGCCCGAGAACGACCCAGAGUGGUGGAGGUGUAAAAACUCACGUGGCAUGGUGGGCCUGGUACCUAAAAACUAUGUGGCGAUGCUGGACGAGCGGCCUGGCCCGCCCUCCUCUACGUCGAGCUCCCCACAGAACCGCCUCCUGGCACCGGCACGCUCAGGGAGGUUCGCUGGCAGGGACUGGUACUACGGCAACAUCACCAGACACCAGGCUGAGUGCAUACUCAACGAGAAAGGCGAAGAGGGUGACUUCCUCAUACGAGACAGCGAGUCAUCGCCCAGUGACUUCUCCGUGUCUCUGAAGGCGGUGGGUAAGAAUAAGCACUUUAAAGUGCAGCUGUCAGACGGAGUGUACUGUAUUGGCCAGCGCAGGUUUAACUCCAUGGAUGAACUUGUGGAGCAUUACAAGAAAGCUCCCAUCUUCACCAGCGAACAUGGGGAGAAGCUGUACCUGGUCAAAGCGCUGCUGUGAUUUACACACCCUCACACCUACACUGGAUGCUCAUACACACACACACACACACACACACACACAUGCACUCUCAUACACCAAACACUAAUGCCACUCCCCGACUGUCUUAACUCAAGCCUUAGCUCGGGACCCUCUUGCUGUGGCGUCUGUACCACGUCUAGAUCCUCUCUCGCACCUCCGCGUCUUAUCUGUGCUAGCAGUGAGCAGGUGAAACUUUCUCUAGCUCUCCAACCGAGCCGUUAACCUGAAGACAGCCAGCACUGUGUCAGCAAAUAUCUGCAUCCUUCAUUUACAACACCAUGCCAAAAGAAUUAAAUACGAGAAAAAAGGAAAAAACAAAACAGCCUCUCAAUCUAAGAUGUGCAAACUGCAGUGACCAAAUCUGCUGCUAACAGAACGCCUGAAGCCUUGUUGGGUGUUGAGCUCUCCUUCUGAUGUCAUACAUAAUGUCCAUUUACUAGCACGCACAUUGUAAGUUACACCAUUGCUCUUAAUCCACACAGGAGAACAGACAUUUAAGAGUUCAGAGAGAACUCAGACCUCUGUGGGACCUAACUCUGGUGUUGUCCUGUCGAAUCGCUGGCCAUUGUUUUAUUUUCUUCACUUUUUUUUUUCUUUUUAAGAAAUGCUUGUUACAGAGUUGAUGCUUUUUUUUUUUUUUUUGUCUCUUUUUAAAAAAUAGUUAAAUUAAUUUCCUCUCUGGAGGUUUAAACUGUUGCUUCUUCAUUCAGUGACUUCACAAAGUGACCAGAAUCACUCUCUUGCCUUUUGCCCUUUGUCUCAGAGUUUUCACCAUUCCUCAUUUUCUCCUCAUUUAAAUUUCUCCUUUUUUUUUGUUUAACUUAAAUCCCUCCUUGUUUCCAUCUUCACAGACCCCAUCGUUAGUUUGUAGUACUUAAAAUCUGGAUACAGCACUUCCUAAAAGCAGUCUAGGUGGGAGCACUAAUGCAAUAGUGGAGACUUCUGAUUUCCUGUAGAGUUUAAAUGUUUUAUUUGUGUAACCAAAUGUGCCACCUUGUACCCAUUACUACUGGCUCCAGGGCUGCACUGCACUCGCCAUAGUACGCCAGUCGUUCAUAACUCUGUGCUCAUGCUUUAUAGUGUCACGCUGGACAUGUUACUGUUCUCCAGUAUUUCACGAUACUGACUGAAGAAUAAUAAAAAGCUUUUUUCUGCUAACCUGAGUAAUUCCACUUGAUCUGCUCCAGCGCCUGCCCAUGGAAAUAAAAUACCUUCUCACAUCUGACCGAUGAGAACAUUGGAAGGGAUAUUAUACCAAAAAAGUCUUUAAAAAGGAAAAAUGGUAAAGUUAUUACCUGAGACCCUGUUUCAGAGUAUUUAGGAAAUGAUAUACUGCCUUUACAAAUCACAAAAUCUUUCUUUUAUUAACAAAUGAAUCACAAAAUGACUUGGAGUAGUCCAGUUUUACUGAACAUAUGACAGGUCUGAAGCCUGGCCUCUUUGAAUCUAGCAAAAAAGAAAAAUUGAGCAAAGUUGUCUUUAUAAAAGUAAAAUGAACACUAAUAAUCCACCCUGAAAUCGGGAUUGUCUGCCUUUAGCAUGGCCAGCUAAACAGUUCGUGACACUUCAGGUAGAAGUGAAAUCAAAGAUAAUUGUUUCUGGGUAAAUAUAGAGAUGCCAUUGUACCCUUGAUGUGUGUUGUGCAUGUCUAACAGGUGUAGGAACAGUAACAGAGUGGAUGGAGCAGGGCUUAGGUUUCUGUCUCUUUAUAUACACAUAUAUAAAAAAAAAUUCAUCUUUCACUGUCAAGAAACCAAAUACAUUCUCAUCUUAGCUGAAAGUUAUAACCUUAGUCCCGCCACGCAUUUUCCUCUUGUUUUCGUUUGCUAUGUGCAUUUGUUUACCAAUGGAAGUGUUGAUCAUGGGGUCCUCAGCUUUUAUAUGAUAUAUCUGAAUGUUAUUGAGCAUUGUUAUUUAAUUCUUGUCUCCACUGUAUGUAUAUAUUCAAAAUAAGAAGAGGUGCAUAUAUGAAUCAUUAAGAUCCAACUAUGGUACUGUAUCACCGACAACGUGAUGAGAAUUGAGAUACUUUUGUUCAAUAAAAUUUUUUGAAGAAUACUAAAU